AUGACAUCGUUGCUCAGCGGUAUUUCUAGCCGUCGCCGUGUGAAUAAGUCAAGAAGUAGCUCUGGUCAGAACAGAGACUCCCCCGAACCUUUACCUCUCGCUCCAAUGCAAAGUGCCCCCGCUUCUCGAAUUGUCCAGCCCUCUCCUCGCCCUUCCCUGGAGCCAACAUAUUCGUCACCUGCAACUUCGCGCUCUCAGAGUGUCCAGCCUCCUGAAUUGCUCGAGUCCCCUAGCGUUCAAUUGCAGCUGAGAGUAGAGUCACCUCCCUUGGUGAUGUAUGGCGCCAGAGCAGAGUCUACUGGUGCGUUACUUACUGGCAUUAUGGAUAUGCAAGUCAAUGUUCCUGAGCUCGUGAUCGAGAAGGCUCGUUUGAUCGUCGUACAGAGGGUUGUGUACAACACCCCGGCUACUUCGGGCGGCAAAUCGAGUCAUAUGAACACAGAGACACUUGCGGAGUGGCAAGUUUUGACAAAACCACAGAAUUUUACUGUUGCCACACAUGGUUACCCAUUCUCUCACUUGAUGCCUGGGUCAUUGCCCCCAACUUGCUCUGUCUCGCUGUUCAGUGUGGGCUACUAUCUAAGGGCAGAAGUGCUUAUUUCCGGUCAGCAAACCCCCGUAGUUUGCGAACAAGAACUCCGCGUCAAACGCUCAGUUAUAAAUAUCCAGGAUAAAACGUCAGUUCGCGUAUUCCCUCCUACAGAAUUGAGCUUGUCUCUUAUUUUACCAUCGGCAGUCUUUCCCAAAUCAAACUUUACCGCUGAGAUCCGCUUGGAAGGUGUCAUCAACGAUCCCAACGCCCCGGACCCUCAAAAAAGAUGGAAGCCAAAGAAACUGACCUGGCGAUUUUUCCAAACUGUUAAAGUGGCGGUUCCCGGUGGGAGCGACAAGCCCAUCGAUGACACUCAAGUAAUCGGUGAAGGUGUGCUCAAAACGGGUUGGAAAGUAGACUUUUCGCAUAAGGGCCUCUGUGAGCUUAUUGUGCCCAACUUCGUGGGGAAUGCCAUGGAUAAAGCUGUCCAGGAUGUAGACGACCCCGUACACGGGCUGAGCGUGAGCCACCGCCUGAGUGUUGAGAUGCUGCUAGCUGAAGAGAUUGGAGCCAAAAACUCCCGCACCGCAUCAGUAACUGGAUCGGCACGUGUCCUGAGAAUGCAGUUCUCCAUCAAUGUAGUCGAUCGCCCUGGACUGGGAAUAUCGUGGGAUGAUGAGGUCCCUCCAGUCUACGCCGACGUGCCUUUGUCUCCACCAACAUACGCGACAAGUGUCGAGGAUAUCCGCAACCAUUUGUUCAGCCCAACAUUCUCGCCAGCGUACUCGCCUGCUCUAGGUGCUUCGGUAGCCACUCCCUCGCCCACGCUGCGCCAUAUCGACGCAAGUCUGUUCGGCCCAGAGUCCAGAAGAGCCAACAGAACCUCUCGACUGAGUCUUUUACAGCCGUCGUCCUCACGCCACAUCUCUCCUAUUUCUAGCAUUCCCGGUACUCCUGAACCAUACAAGCAUGAUGGAUAG
Messenger RNA from Wickerhamiella sorbophila, 1512 nucleotides. RefSeq lists its product as uncharacterized. The record is from RefSeq and is a predicted model, not a curated record. NCBI's taxonomy places the organism in Eukaryota, Fungi, Ascomycota, Dipodascomycetes, Dipodascales, Trichomonascaceae. The transcript has a single exon. Bases 1 to 1512 code for a protein of 503 amino acids.